Molecule: messenger RNA, 672 nt
Organism: Zymoseptoria tritici IPO323
Lineage: Eukaryota; Fungi; Ascomycota; Dothideomycetes; Mycosphaerellales; Mycosphaerellaceae
Exons: 2
Coding region: 1-672 (223 amino acids)
Molecular function (GO): protein binding
Source: RefSeq, a predicted model, not a curated record
AUGACAAGCACCGACAGGGCUGCGACCACACUCACAACUCUCCCGGAAGAGUUGUGCCUGGAUAUCGUCGAGCACCUGGACAUGGCGUCUGUGUUUGCCCUUGUCCAAACCAACCGCUUCUUUCACAGACUGGCAGAACCCCACAAUUUGACACAACCGUGGCUUCUAGACGACUUUCUGUGCGAGCAGCAAUGGGCUGAUAGGUGGUUUCGGGAUGGAUACGCUUGCUUCACUUGCAAGAAAGUCCUGGACGUAUCACACUUUGACUUCUGCCAGACGGACGGCGAUCGAGACAAAGAAGAAGGCAUGGACGAGGAGCUGCGAUUCUGCCUACCGUGCGGCGUUGGGCAAGGCGAAUAUCCACCUGGAAGGGAGAUCUACCUAGGCCGUCGCGUGCGCUGGUUCUGUGCAGGAUGCAAGAAACUCCGAGAGGGCAAGUACUGCACAACAUGCAGGCUUUGCGAGACCUGUGUCCUGAAGCGUGGGGAGCAUGGUUGCGAGGAGUGUGAUAGAAAACCUCACGAGCGCAUUGUCGUCGGAAGCAUGGCUGCGAGGAGUGUGAAGGGAAACCUCACGAUCCGCUUCACCGCUGGACGAUCGAUGAUUGCCAAGGAGAAAAGGGGCAUACAGUUGUUCAAACGCGGCAUCCGCUGGAAGAAUAUUCGGACCUAG